CCCCGUGGAGGUUGCGGGAGGGAGAGCGCGAUGGGCUGCGGCGGUGGGUACAGGCUCUGCGGGGACUCAUGCCACGCGCGUCCCGGCCCGACGCGCAAUUAGCAGCCGCCUCCGCCACGCGCCUCCCCCGCCUCUCGGUGCCCCCGGGCUGCGGCGGCGAGGAGCUGCAGCCGUCGCCUCGCCCAGGGAGCCGGCAUUGUCCUCCCGCUCCGCCGCCCAGGCUGCAGCUGCCGCCGCGGGCUGCGGCAGGGCCCCGGACCCGAGCCUCAGGGACGCGCCGCCGGCCCGGUGCUCGGGCCCCCGCGCUGUGAUCUCCGCGCCCCGAGUUCCGCGCGCUUGCUUUCCGGGCUUCUUCGCACCGAGCCGAGGAAGGGAAACAGCAGCCCGGCCGCCCCGCUCAGCCUGCCCCCGGCGAGCAGCCCCGACGGGGCCGCGGCAGGCACGGCGAGAGAGCCGACGGAGCCAUGAGAGAGUACAAAGUGGUGGUGCUGGGCUCGGGCGGCGUGGGCAAGUCCGCGCUCACCGUGCAGUUCGUGACCGGCUCCUUCAUCGAGAAGUACGACCCCACGAUCGAGGACUUCUACCGCAAGGAGAUCGAGGUGGACUCGUCGCCGUCGGUGCUGGAGAUCCUGGACACGGCGGGCACCGAGCAGUUCGCGUCCAUGCGGGAUCUGUACAUCAAGAACGGCCAGGGCUUCAUCCUUGUCUACAGCCUGGUCAACCAGCAGAGCUUCCAGGACAUCAAGCCCAUGCGGGACCAGAUCAUCCGCGUCAAGCGGUACGAGCGCGUGCCCAUGAUCCUGGUGGGCAACAAGGUGGACCUGGAGGGCGAGCGCGAGGUCUCGUUCGGCGAGGGCAAGGCCCUGGCCGAGGAGUGGAGCUGCCCCUUCAUGGAGACGUCGGCCAAAAACAAAGCCUCGGUGGACGAGCUGUUCGCCGAGAUCGUGCGGCAGAUGAACUACGCGGCGCAGCCCAACGGCGACGAGGGCUGCUGCUCGGCCUGCGUGAUCCUCUAGGCGCACAAAAGCCAAAUGCACCCGACUCUCGAAAUGUGAUUUUUUUUUCCUCUCCCUCUCUCUCUCUCUCUCUCUCUCUCUCUCACUGUCUUCUUGCUAAGAGGUUGGAGACGACUUUGCAUUGGCCGGGGUGUCCCGAGCGCACGGCUGACCACCGCUGCCGGCGUCCGCAGCGUCGGUGGUGGUGGUGGUGGUGGUGGGGGGGGUGCCCUGUCCGACCUGAUCAGCUCCAGACCUGGUGAAAAUGUGGCUCUUUGCAGCAUGUACGUUUCUCAUUGAUUUUUUUUUUUUUUUUUUUUUGGUUGAAGCAGAUUUCUCUGUUUGAGUAACCUUUAGGGGAGCUGUGCUGGCUACUAGACACCGACAAACGAAAAGUUUUCGGCCUGGGGAAGAAAAUGGGGAGGUGGGGGGGGGGGAAGAAGACUGGGAGAUGAUGCAAAGGGGUGGGGGGAGACCCUUUUUUUGUUUGUUUUGUUUUAUCAACAGCCGUUUUCUAGUUCCAAGUUUUAAUUCAUGGAAGGAAAUCCGGGAGAACCUAAUGAAGGAGGAGGAAAGGAAACUUUUUUUUUCUUCCUUCCUUUUUUUUUUUUUCCUCCCCCCACCCCCACCCCAGGAGUAGCUGGAAAUUGAGGUCGGGUUCUUUUUCUGCCAGCUUGGAAGGGCAACCCCGGGACUGAUUGGGAUUCUGAGGAUGUCUAUGCAAAGUUGGAUUCUUGUUACAGUAUGUCCAAUCUGAAGUAUUGCACAUCUGAUCUGGGACUGUUAACACUGAGGCCAAUACAGUGUGGGGUGCCAGAAAGUGUCUGCUGAUAUUUGUGGAAAAAAAAAAAAUCUAUUUUGUUUACCUACUGUAUCAAAGGGAGGGGGGGUUGGAUCUGGGGGAGAAUGGUGGUAUUUUUUUUUAUCAGCUGUGAAAAAAAUGUUACAGAUCUGCACAUUUGUGUGUGUACUGUUGUGUGUGUGGGUGUGUGUGUGGGUGUGUGCGCGCGCGCACUUGCGUGUGCGCGUAUGUGUUUAAGUUGAGCUUUUUCUGUUCUUAUUGGUUGGCAAGUACCAGAUAUUAGUGACUAGCUCUUGGUGACUAGCUCUUUAAAAACACAGGACAAAGACUAAGCAAAUGUGAUUCAGGGCUCCUAGCACCCCUGUGUCUGCAGAGUGCCUUUCAAAACUCAGCUGUUCCAGCCGGUGCCAACCUGUGAACUUCCCACCGUACCCCAGAAUCUUCCCAGUUUCCUUCCAGUAAUCUUCCUAAAGGAGCCAGGACAAUAGGGCCUGUUGUCGGGUGAAUUUCUCUAUUAUUUCCAUCUUUUAAAAUGUAUUUUCUUGCCUUGCAAUGGUUGGAUUUUUUUUUUCUUCAUUUUAUUCAAAAGUUCAGGUAUUCACCUCCCCUCUCAGAGUAAAUUUUUUUUUAUUUCUUUGUUAUCUGUUAUAGGGUGUUCCUCCAAAAAGCAAAGAGCAAAAGUUUUUACUGUUGUGAUGUACCAAGAGAAUUCUAACUGUAAUUUUUAAUUCCAGACCUGCGUUGAAUCAUUGUCUCUUCCUUUUAAGAAUUUUAAUACAAAUGUCAUUUUUAAAGAAACAAACCCAAAACGAUUGUUUGUGUUUCUGUGUUUCAUGUUCAGUGACUGGAUAUGGCAUUCUGGUUGAGGUGGGCAGGGCCAGGGGCAGCCCCCAAGGUCUGUUUGUUACAUUGCUCCCAUCUGCUUGUAUCUGGGGAGAACCAUUUAAGAAGCCUUGGGGUAUGGCCAUACCCUGUGGACUACAAACUGAGAAGGACUUUGAGUCUCCUCUGCUGAUGUGAAGUGGUUUCCCUGCCUAUAGCCUGGGCUCUUAAUCUGUCUUGGAUCUGGAAAAGGAACCAUCCACUUGGCAAGGCAGGAUAGAUUGCACUUUAUAUCUUUCUCCCCUUUUGUUUUCAGUUAUUUGAAGAAAAAAAAAAAAAGCAUUCCAGUUUUGAAGUCAUACCUUGUAGUGUUUUCUGUAAUAUAAUUUUGAGAGUUGCAGAACAUAUUAAACCUUUUGAAGUUUUCACUUGGACAUGACCAUUAGAUUGAAAAAAAACUAAAGGCUGGAACAGAUUCUUUAUUCCAUACACUAACAAGGUGUAACUAUAUGACCUCAAUUUUUUCCAGCUAACAGUAGGAGGCAGUGUGACCUUGUUCAUUUUUCUUUUUUUUUUUUUUUAAGGAAGGCUUUAGUAAUAAUGUCUCCAGGAUAAAAGAAGCUGCAUGAUUAUACAUUCGGAGCACUUAAUCUACCUUAGCUGAGGAAGUGCAGAUGAAGUCUUCUGAAGAAUGUGUUGAAAGAUUUAUUCUGUUGAGGAAGCCAAAAGAAAUUACAGGCCACAGGUUUCUUUCAAGUAUUUGCAUAACUUGCCUUAAAGUGGCUUCUUUGCCCAGGUGACAGCUCAGUGUUCCUAUGUGUAGAAGGAAUGGAGAAUUCUGCUUUUGAUUGUCCAUGGUCAGUUUUUCAAUUUCUAUCUCAUUUACAUUUAAUAUUGAGCUCAAUUGGUAGGUUAUGUAUAUUUUUUUCUUAAUAUCGAGACCAAGAAAAACUACUCCAGUGCAUGUCUCUACAAAGGCACAUUCUUAUAUUUGAGUAUGUGUAGCUGUUUCAGUAUUGAAAAUUCUGAACACGUGUAUAAAACGCAUUGUGAAAGGUUUUUAAGAAGACAUUGGAGAACUAGUUUAUGUGGUUUUGUUAUUUUAGAAGCCUUUUGACAUAAAAUGCUGCCUCAUAUCUAAUGUAAGAAGUGUCAGUACUUCUGAUGGGAAAUAUCUGGAAAAGAUUAGAUGUAAUCAUCUUCCUACAAAAUUUAGUCACUUGCAUGACUAAAUGCUUUAGAGUUCUGGGAUGGUAGAGCAGAAGAUUGGACUCUACAUUUAUCCAGUACUGUAAAAUAAAUGUCAAUGAGAACAA
Molecule: messenger RNA, 3935 nt
Organism: Erinaceus europaeus (western European hedgehog)
Lineage: Eukaryota; Metazoa; Chordata; Mammalia; Eulipotyphla; Erinaceidae
Gene: RAP2B
Product: RAP2B, member of RAS oncogene family
Exons: 1
Coding region: 465-1016 (183 amino acids)
Biological process (GO): negative regulation of cell migration; Rap protein signal transduction
Cellular component (GO): plasma membrane
Molecular function (GO): GTP binding; GDP binding; GTPase activity
Source: RefSeq, a predicted model, not a curated record